Suillus paluster is the source of this 550-nucleotide messenger RNA. RefSeq lists its product as uncharacterized. The record is from RefSeq and is a predicted model, not a curated record. The transcript is spliced from 3 exons. Lineage: Eukaryota; Fungi; Basidiomycota; Agaricomycetes; Boletales; Suillaceae. The coding region runs from base 62 to 424 and encodes 120 amino acids.
CUCAGCAAGUUUAACUGCCUGAGCAUUGAGUGCGUAUAACCGCGACUGGUACUGCCUCGCGAUGAUUCUUCUGGGCAUCAUUUCCAAUGGCUUGACAUGUCUUGUUGUUGGCUCGGCAUCUAUUGUCCUGAAGGGAGUCAAGCCCCCAAUUGGCGCCCCUUGCGGAGAUAGGAUGCCGGUAGAUGACAGUUCAAGCCACAUUGUCAUCGUGAAGGGAGCGGAAAAAGAUGUAAAUGGGAUACGAAAGGCAGGUUCUGCCUUGGGUGAGUUCUUUGAUACACCUCUAUGUGCAACAUCGGAUCCAGAUAAUUCACCGGAAAAGGAGGGCGCCAAAGAGGAUGAAGAAACACCUGAGCUCAAAGAGUACAGGGGCUUGCUUGCGGCUUCCUGCUUGGCAUGCAAUCAUUGCUGCAAUUGCUUCUAAUCCCCAAAGGAAUGCUGCCCGGCUAGAUUAUGUUUCUCUCGUCGUUCGUAAUCUCCUGGAUCGGUUCACUGAUGAUAACCUGUACUUGUCAUCCCUUGACAAGGAAAAGAUCCAACAGAAGCUGCU